Molecule: messenger RNA, 177 nt
Organism: Colletotrichum orchidophilum
Lineage: Eukaryota; Fungi; Ascomycota; Sordariomycetes; Glomerellales; Glomerellaceae
Exons: 1
Coding region: 1-177 (58 amino acids)
Source: RefSeq, a predicted model, not a curated record
AUGCCAGCCCGACCAGCUACUACCCCGUCCUAUACUCGGACGACCGCCGUCUUUGCUCACGAACAAGGAUCUCUGUGUGGGAAAACAACACUCCAUCGCUGGCAUUGCCCUGCCUACUCACGCCUUCACACCCCCGGGCUUUCCAACGCCUACACCUUCUAUCCUGUUCGUCGCUGA